AAUAUUUCUACUACUCUUAAAAAGUUAGAUGUGACAUUAAUAACAGUCUCUUCUCCUUUAUAAAAUCACAAUUCUCAUGCAUAUGAUAAAGCACAAUCACAAUUCAUCACAACCCUCAAGGCUAGCCACUACCACACCAAACUCCUAAAAAAACUGCAGCAUCUACUCUUUCUUUUGUUUUAUUCUUUUUUCUCUUCCUACCCCAGAACACAGACAAAUAAUGGUAUCUCUUGAGUCUGUUCCCAGAUCCAUUGAUGCACCUUCAAGCCCCAGAAUAUCUUUCUCUGCUGAGUUCUUAGAUGAGAACAACUUCAUCUCCAUAAGUCCAAACCCUGAGUAUGAAAGAGAUAAUGAAGAGAAGAAGGAAGGUGCUGCAGAGAGAGGAGGAGCAAAGAAUAGUAAUAAUAAUAAUGCUGCAGAUUUUGAGUUCCUCUCAAACAAUGUGAGCAACAACAACAACACAGUGUUAACUGCUGAUGAGCUUUUCUUUGAAGGGAAGCUUCUUCCCUUUUGGCAGAUGCAGCAUCUUGAGAAGCUAAGCAAGAUCAACCUCAAAGCCAAAGAGGGAGAAGAAGAAGAAGAUGAUGAUGAAGAUGAAGAGUUAGAAGAGGAAGUUGUAGUAGUGACCAACAACAACAACAGUAGCAAUAACAAGGAAGAGAGUAGUAGAGUGAACUGGUUUGUGGAUGAUGAUCCAUCUCCAAGGCCACCAAAGUGCACUGUUCUUUGGAAAGAGUUGCUGAGGUUGAAGAAGCAACGUGCUUCUUCUUCCUUGUCACCUUCAUCUUCUUCCUCAUCUUCAUCAUCUUCUGCAAGUUCACUUGGUGAUGUAGCAGCAAAAGAAGGAAAAGAACAAGGAUCAUCAAGGAACAAUAAUAAUAAUAAUAAUAAUAAUAAUCAUAAGGAGCAGCAUGUGAAGAGGAUCAAGAAAGGGUUAGAGAGAACAAGGUCAGCUACUAUUAGAAUUAGACCAAUGAUUAAUGUUCCAAUUUGCACCCAGGUCAAAAGCAGUGCCUUGCCACCUCUUUUUCCACUCAAGAAAGGAAGAUUAGAGAGGUAAAAAAACAAAAGAAAGAUUUUGGAGUAUUCAUAAGUUUGUUUAGUUUGAUCCUCCUUAUUAGUCCUCAGAGUUCUUCUCAAAUAAAUUUCCUUAUUUGUUUUUAUGAUCAAAUUAUGCUUUCAUGCUUAUUAGGCUAGUUGUUAAUUUGGGUGGAUCUGAGAGAUUUAGAAUGUAAAUUCUGACUUUUGUAUAAUCAUAUGGAAUGUGCAUUCCCUUGUGAUGUCACUAGAGGCCAGAAAUAUUUGAUGUUCUGCAUGUGUGGGUAGCUAAUUAGGAAAGAAGUGGGGGUCAUCUCACAUGAUGGAUGCAGAGUUCCUCAAUAAGUGAGUCCCACAUGGCUGCUUGAUCUAUCAGCCUCAAAGAUCUGAUCAAUCGACACAAUAUUAAUGAGUGAGUGGUACAACAAUUCAGUUUUCA
Molecule: messenger RNA, 1477 nt
Organism: Arachis ipaensis
Lineage: Eukaryota; Viridiplantae; Streptophyta; Magnoliopsida; Fabales; Fabaceae
Source: RefSeq, a predicted model, not a curated record